UACUACUCCUGAGAAUCCUCUCUGAUGGGCUCGUGCCUCUCAUCGCGCUCGUCGGCGGCGGCAGCGGCGAGCUCGCCGUCGUCCGGCGUCUGGCUGAGCUCGAAGAGGGAGAGGAAGAAGAAGAAGAAGCAGAAGCAGAGAAGGGAGAAAGAGAAGGGAAUCAGUGGGUUGUUUGAGGGGAAGCUUGUGGCGGGUUCUGGCGGCGGUGGAGAUGGAGAAAUGGCGGAGGAGGAGCUUCACCGGCUGCCGGGAAGGAUGUUUUUGAAUGGUUCGAGUGAGGUUGCUUGCUUGUUCACGCAGCAGGGGAGGAAGGGGACCAAUCAGGAUGCCAUGAUCGUUUGGGAGAAUUUCACUUCAAGAAGUGACACCAUUUUCUGUGGAGUAUUUGAUGGUCAUGGUCCAUUCGGUCACAUGGUUGCAAAGAAAGUCAGAGAUUCACUUCCUCUCAAGUUGUGCACGCAAUGGAGAGCUAAUACCAGUAACAACAACAGCCCUCUCCAAAAUGGCAGUCUGCCUGGAAGUAUGAAUUCUGAGGAAACAACAUCCAUUAGCUUUGACAAUGAAUGGGCUGAGUCCGCUGAUGUCGACGAGAACAGAAAGCUACCAGAGACAUAUUCAUCACUCAAAGAGUCCCUACUAAAGGCUUUUAAGUUAAUGGAUAAAGAGCUAAAACUUAACUCAACAAUCGACUGUUUUUGCAGCGGGACAACUGCUGUUACUGUGUUGAAGCAGGGCCAUGAUCUUGUGAUCGGAAAUGUUGGAGACUCGAGAGCGGUAAUGGGAACCCGAGAUAUGGACAAUAAUUUGGUUGCUGUACAAUUGACUGUUGAUUUGAAGCCUAACCUUCCCAGAGAGGCUGCUAGAAUCCAACAAUGCAGAGGAAGAGUUUUUGCGUUGCAGGAUGAGCCAGAAGUUGCUCGUGUAUGGUUGCCGAACAAUGACUCACCUGGACUAGCUAUGGCUCGAGCAUUUGGAGACUUCUGCCUAAAGGAUUAUGGUUUAAUUUCUGUUCCUGAUAUAUCCUAUCGACAUCUUACCGACAAGGAUGAGUUUGUUGUUCUUGCUUCAGAUGGGGUAUGGGAUGUUCUAUCAAACAAGGAAGUGGUAGAUAUAGUAGCUACAGCGCCAACCCGUUCAACCGCUGCAAGAGCUCUGGUAGAAUGUGCUGUCCGAUCUUGGCGGCUCAAGUUUCCAACAUCGAAAAGUGAUGACUGUGCAGUUGUGGUUUUGUUCCUAGACAUCCCAUGCUCAUCUAACCAACUUCCAGAAAACAACUCUGAGAAACUUCUUACAGAACAAACCGACACAACUGUAUCAAGUUUGAUACAACAAGAACCAUAUGCAUCAGUCACCGACGAAGUCACCGGAAGUCCACAAACUCAGAGUUAUGUCAGUGAGAUUGUAGUAGAAGAUGAAGAGCCAAAGUUAGAACAAAUGCCUGAUCGAUGCCAAUCCGCUCGGAGCCUUGCAGAAUGCUUAUCAAACACAGAGGAAGAAGAAUGGUCUGCUCUUGAAGGUGUCACCAGAGUAAACUCUUUGCUAAAUCUUCCGAGAUUCUUGUCUAGUGAUAAGAAGAACAUCAACCGGAAGAAAUGGUUAUAGAAUCUGAAAUCAGAGCCGGUCUUUUUCGUUCCGUUAUUAUCGCAAUUGUUGAGUCAAGAGAGCCAAGCAACUGCUAACUAACUCGUAUUCGCAAUUGCUAUAUUUUGGUUCAAGAUUUUUUUUUCCCUUUUUUUCCUUCUGUUUGCUCUUUGUCAAAGUUUCUGUUGUUAUUUCAGCUUUGUGCUUGUAGAUUCAUGUUAAGAAACUCUCUGUGUUGUUGUUAUGUUGGUUUUAGUUUUACUGGUUGGAGGUUAUAUGUAUACAAAUGUAUGUAAAUAAUUUUUGUGCUUUGUUUAAGGUGAUAUUUGUAUGAACAUUUGAUUUUGAGACAAAGUUCAAUUUGGCAAAAUUUAAUUC
This is a messenger RNA of Dioscorea cayenensis subsp. rotundata (Guinea yam), 1959 nucleotides long. Its product is annotated as probable protein phosphatase 2C 66. NCBI's taxonomy places the organism in Eukaryota, Viridiplantae, Streptophyta, Magnoliopsida, Dioscoreales, Dioscoreaceae. The coding region runs from base 25 to 1602 and encodes 525 amino acids. Gene Ontology annotation, molecular function: protein serine/threonine phosphatase activity. Gene Ontology annotation, biological process: protein dephosphorylation. The transcript is spliced from 5 exons. The record is from RefSeq and is a predicted model, not a curated record.